Molecule: messenger RNA, 5217 nt
Organism: Ahaetulla prasina
Lineage: Eukaryota; Metazoa; Chordata; Lepidosauria; Squamata; Colubridae
Gene: SHLD2
Product: shieldin complex subunit 2
Exons: 10
Coding region: 1178-3787 (869 amino acids)
Biological process (GO): regulation of double-strand break repair via homologous recombination
Cellular component (GO): nucleus; site of double-strand break
Source: RefSeq, a predicted model, not a curated record
UUGGUCCUACCUGAAUGUCCUUUCUCUGUUGGCGGGACCAGCAGCCAGCCCCUCCCUGAACGCCCGGUUCCUGUCUUCUAUAGAGGUCAUUCGGGCUCUCAUGGUCAUAUGCCGGGGGGGGGGAGGGCAUAAUAGCAUAUUCUUGCAGUUCCUGUUUUACAGCUCAGUGCGUCGGUCUGCCGCAUCAUCCUCGUCCGAAAGCUGGAAGGCACCAGGAGGAGGAGGUGCUUUUCAACUAGCAGACUCGAUCCCAUUGGAUACAGACCGAGUCACUCCCCAUGCCUGGCUGCUGGUCCCGCCAACAGAGAAAGGACAUUCAGGAAUCUGAUCUGUCCACCUACCCACCCAUCCAUCCUGGGUCUCUGAUCCAUCUGUCUGUCAUCCAUCCAUCCAUCCAUCCCAGGUCUAUGGUAGAGGACCCUAGAUUGAGGAAGACACAUGCCACCCAUAAGGAACAAAACCUCUGAGAUUUCUACCAGAGAUAUUGGAUUCCUGACUCCCAAGCUGCACCAAAGUAUAUUUUGCCAUAAUAGUCAAAAAUUGCUGAUGCAAGAAAUCAACUUUUUGGGCUUGGUAACGUAACACAAAGCUUGAAGAUUCUAGUAAGGUGAAAAAUGGUCUAUCUCAUUUCAACAAAGAAAAUUUGGAAAUUUUCUUCUUUGACUUUUUCAUUUCGUGGUAUUGAACAACACUGGAUAUUUUACCAUUUUUAAAAACAACAAUUUAGUGUAUACAUUGUGUCCCUUUUCUUUGUCUAUAUUGAUGGAGGUCAAUGUUUUAGGAGGAGUUUUUGACAGUAAAUUAAAGAAUCAAAAGGUAGAAUGACCAUUGUACUCUCUAAGAUUUUCAAAAUAUAAAGUAUAAAAUAAAAUUAAUUUUGAAAUACAGAGAAUAUGAACUCCAAGAGGACUAUAAAUUCAAUGUUUUUAAUCUAUUGAUGAAAUCAAUUUUGAGUAUUUUUAUGAAUUUUUAUUAUUGUGCAUUUCUCCAAAACUUCAUGGAUGGAAUUUGUUUCUUGAAUAUUUUAUGACAGUUUAGCACCACAAUCCUUGAAUGAAUUGUUUGAAAAUCUAUGAAUGAGUAAAGAUUAUAUUUUAGGCACUAUUUAUAAAAUGAACUGUUGUGUAUAUCACAUUAUACAUUUUCCCCAUAAUCCAAAUCCUGCAAGGAAAACAAAAUGACCAGAAGACCUCAAAUUCAUAUGUUCUUUGGUGCACCCAUUCUUUCAACUACUUCAAACAACCCCAAAGAAGAGAAUGGUUCUUCGCCUAAUGAGAAACCAUGGAGAGAAUUGCACCUUUCAUUUACCAAUGACACUUUUAAUCUUUGUAGCACAAACUUCAGGCCUCUUGAGUAUGAGAUCGCAAAUGAUGCAGUUUUGGUUGUCAAUUCCAAAGAUCACUUCCCAGUAAACGUUGAAAAAAGAGGUGGCUUGGUUAAUGCCUUUAUGACCGAUUGUGCAACAUCUGUUGGAUGUGUCAAAUCCUUCAGCCAUAAAAAGGAGGCCCUGGGUGAGUCACCUGAUGGUGGUUCUUCUGUCUGCAGUGAUAUAAGCAGAGGGAACCAGAAAAAACACCAUGUAUGUCAACAAAGCAAAAAGGAUUAUACCAAAGGAAAUGCUAGUUGUAUCAUAGAUAACCAUCUUGAUUCUUCGCCUUUGGUUUUUGAGAUGAAGGACUUUAAAAAUUGUAUUGUAGUUAAUCACAACCCAUCUUAUCUUAAAUCUGAACCUCAGGGUGAAAAUCUACUCCUGAGUCCGUAUCUGAAAACAUGUUCACAAAAAGCAGAUGAAUCGAAACCCGACAACCUGCUAGAUGCACCUUCAAAUCUUGACCUAUCAACAGACAAUGAAUUCUUUAGUAUUCUUACUUUAAGCCAAGUAGCUCUCUGUUCAGGACAAUAUGCUGUAGGACAGAAUGAAAUGCAAAAUAAACCUAUAGCAGGGGAAGGAGUAGAACUGGCCCUACCUUGUAGGGAAGACACAGCAGAUGGAGAACCUCUACUUAAAUCAAAUGAAGGUGGUGAUGUGGCUGCUAAGAAAGUUAACACAAACUGUGAAGACAACUCUGAGUGUUCCAUUCAACUCUUUGACUCAGAUAAUUCAAGUCAAGAUAAUUCAGAUUUCAAAAAAGGUAGUCUUCUAUCUUCACCUGUUAACAACGAAGGACAGGACCUUAAACCCCAACAAAAAAGGCAGUUACAUUCUCCAGAAGAGCACCAUGCUGAAAGACCUCAAGCAACUGAUGAUAAUGUGAUGACUUCUUGCUUUACUUUUAGAGAUCAGCAGCUAUCCAAAAGAAUCAAAUUAGUGUGUUCUCCUCUUCGCCCAGUUAAAAAAACUGGAAAAACCACGACCUCAGGAAUUGAGAAAGCUCAGAAGCCACUGUCACUGCUUAAGGAUUGUGUUGAGAAAAGCCGGAAGUUCUCUGUCUUGGUUGUAGUGCUGCAUCCUUCUCACAUCAAAGAAAUCAAGGCGGGAAGUACCGCAUCCUGCAAAGUCCCCUUAGCCACAGUUGUCGUUACCGAUCAGUCAGAAGUGAGACAGAAGGUUGUGUUGUGGAGAGCAGCAGCAUUUUUAUCACUUACCGUCUUUCCUGGAGACAUCGUACUCUUCACAGAUGUCGUUGUUUGUGAGAACCGUUGGGUUGGAGAAAUGAUGCUGCAAUCAACUUUUAUGACCAAACUGGUCAAUCUUGGAAGCUGUUCAGCUAUUAAUGCGAAGGAAGCCUCCCAUAUAGUAGACAGUCAUCUUCUCCAGGAUUUGCUGACCUAUGUUUCUGCAAAGCACGGCCCUCUCCAAGCUCUCCCUCCAAGGCAAAGGCAGAGCCUGGAUAACGUUUCCUGCGUCCUUCUAAAUCGGCUCAAACCAGAUACUUUGGUGCAUGCAGUGUUGAGGAUCAUCAACAUCACAGUGCUGAUAGACUCCGUGUAUAGCUUUAAAGAAGAAAAGCAAAGUAAAAUUAUCCUAACGGUGGAACAGAUCAAGGGCCAGCCUUAUGCCUUGGUUGUUUGGGGUGAUGCAGCAGCCCAGUGUCCUCAGCUUCAAAGGAAAAAAGAUCAUAUUUGGGAAUUUAAGUAUCUCUUUGUAAAACACAACCCUGUCUCCGGUGACUUGGAAUUGCACACGACACCUUGGUCGGUCCUCGAGUGCCUUUUUGAUGAUGAUAAAAGAUCUCUGGCCUUCAAAGAGAAGUUUGAAAGGAAGGUCCAAGAGUUGUUGAAGAUGACCACCCUGGCUUCACAUCUAGAAGAAAAAAGUUCGGGAAUAAUCCAAGUGAAGGUCUGCGUUUCAAAGCUGAGCUUUACGGAUGCUUCCCUGUCACACGGACAGCUGGUCUUUGACGCGGAUACUUCCCUGGAGCAGGUAUUCGCUUCCCUUCCCCUGAUCACCUACAAGGGUUGCGCAAAAUGCGGCCGUGAACGACAGACAGAUGACAACAAGAUCUACAAACAGUGCCCUACCUGCUUACCUUUGAACCAAGUCAAAAUCUUCUACAGACCUGCUGUGAUGACUGUUGAGGAGGGGGACUAUGAAAUCUCUGUUCGGGUAGGAUCCGAAUUGAUGGAGAAGAUGUUCCUUAACAUUCCCGCAGAAUGGCUGAAGAAGGCUGUAGAACCUUCCUCAGAUACCACCUACGGGAUGCUGGUGGCCGAUCUCUGCCACUCGCUGCUCACUGACUCCAAGGCAUCCUACCUUCUAACCAUUAAGAGCCAUUUCGUCCUGGAUGAAAACAGUUUUCCUCUGGAGAAAGACUUCCAGCUGCUGGAGUUCCACCUUGAUCUCUGAAGCAGCCACUUCUAAUGAGGUUCCUCACCCAAUUUACAAUCACACAAAAAGACAUGGAGGGACAAGUACCGUAUAUACUCGAGUAUAAGCCGAGUUUUUCAACACAUUUUUUGUGCUGAAAAACGUCCCCUCGGCUUAUACUCGGUUCUAUACGGCUUAUACUCGAGUUUUUUUUUUUUUAAAGCCCCUCGGCUUAUACUCGAGUAUAUACGGCUUAUACUCGAGUUUUUUUUUUUCUUUUUUUCACAUUUUACCGGACUGAAGCCCUGCCGGUGCAGUGAGAGGGCGGGGCGGGGGAGCCGCCAGCCUUCUCAGCUGAGGGAGGGAGGGUUUCCCCAACCGGUAGGUGCCUCAUUUCCCACCCUCGGCUUAUACUCGAGUCCCCAAUUUACCCCAGUUUUUGGGGUAAAAUUGGGGACCUCGGCUUAUACUCGGAUCGGCUUAUAUUCGAGUAUAUACGGUAUAUGGAGGGUUUUUUUUGUUUGUCUUGGAAUGAAUAUGUGUUAUUUUUCUAAAUACACUAGCGGGAUACCCGUGCUUUGCUACUUAUGACCAUUUUUCACACUUAGGACCAUUGUAGCAUCCUCAUGGUCUUGACAGACUCUCAUUGUCAUCAUCACCAACAAAGUAUAUCUGGAGAAAUGAAGGCUGCUGCUGAGGCCCCACCAUGAUACUCCCUAUCCUGUGGUAGACCUGCCCCUGCACUUUGAAUGUUGGUGUAAAAUUUCCCUCCUUCACUUCUCUGGCUCCAAAAGGCGUCAUUUGGAAGUAUCUGUUGUACUUCCUGGCAGCAGAAAGACAGUCUUUUCCCUUUAACUGGUGUUACAGUAGAAGGAGCAGAUUCAUCUGAACUGAGAGGUCAGUGUAAGAAGUGAGUUGGAGCUGGGACCACUAUGCAGGAGAAAUUUGGUUCACAAUCCGUUGGCUCCGUGGUGGUCGAUGAUUGAAACACAUAAAGGAAUAUCUCUUCCACCACCUUGAGUCCGGAAGCAGUUCUGUAGGUGGAAGGCGUAGACAUUUUGGUGAGGUAGGGAUGUUUAGUACUGGAAGGAGCUCCAGACCGCUCCUGAGCGAAGGAGUGGAACGGCUGCCAGUUUGAACUGAGGUAAUGGAAUGUGAGGCAACCGGCAGUUGGAACAGAGUUCCUUUCAGGUGAGGAGGGGGAGUAGAAUGACUAACUCCUUAGCAUCAGAGCGUGUUAAGUAUAUGAAUAUACCAUAUAAGAAAUAUGAAUUCUCUGAUGGUCAUUUCGAAAAAUCCUUUCCUAGAAGCCAAGAGGAAUGCACGUGCCAAAUUUCAGGUUUGUAGGUUUACACAGUCCUGGAGAUUUCAUGAUGAGUGAGUGGAUUUGGUUUUUAUAUAGAGAUUUUUUCUAUGAUUUCAGAGCCAUGAUUUCUUCAGACGGUUAUUAAAAGCUACUCAAAAGAUGA